Molecule: messenger RNA, 4981 nt
Organism: Lagopus muta (rock ptarmigan)
Lineage: Eukaryota; Metazoa; Chordata; Aves; Galliformes; Phasianidae
Gene: PRDM15
Product: PR/SET domain 15
Exons: 25
Coding region: 195-3740 (1181 amino acids)
Biological process (GO): regulation of transcription by RNA polymerase II; cell fate commitment
Cellular component (GO): cytoplasm; nucleus
Molecular function (GO): RNA polymerase II cis-regulatory region sequence-specific DNA binding; histone deacetylase binding; DNA-binding transcription factor activity
Source: RefSeq, a predicted model, not a curated record
CAGGGUCAGCGUCCGCGCGCCGCCCCGUCCCGCUACCGACGGCCGCCCUCGCUCCCCGCGGCGGCGGAGGACUACGCCUCCCGGCACGCUCCGCGCACGGCGCGGCUUCCGCUGGCGCGUGGUUUCCGGAGCGGAUCGGAACCCGGAGUCCGGAUCCGAUCCGGCUCGGGCCAUUCCCAGGGCAGGUUUAAAAGAUGGCUGAAGAUGGCAAUGAUGAGACUAUGUUUGUUUGGUGCGAGGACUGUGGGCAGUACCAUGAUUCAGAGUGCCCUGAGCUGGGCCCGGUGGUGACAGUCAAAGAUUCCUUUGUGUUGAGCAGGGCCAGAUCAUCUCUCCCUUCUAAUUUGGAGAUAAGACAAUUGGAAGAUGGGACUGAAGGAGUAUUUGCUUUGACUCAGCUAGUGAAACGUACCCAAUUUGGCCCAUUUGAAUCCAAGAGAGUUGCCAAGCUUGAAAAAGAAACUGUUUUUCCCCUAAAGGUGUUCCAGAAAGAUGGGCCUUUUUUAUACUUUGACACCUCAAAUGAAGAUGAUUGCAACUGGAUGAUGAUGGUGCGACCAGCCACUGAACACGAGCAUCAAAACUUAACUGCCUUCCAGCAUGACAAUGAUAUUUAUUUCACCACCUCCCGGGACAUCCCACCAGGAACUGAGCUGCGAGUGUGGUAUGCAGCUUUUUACGCCAAAAAAAUGGAAAAGCCAAUGCUGAAGCAGGUCACUAGUAUUUCCAAUGAUAUGUGCUUGGUAGUGAUGGAAUGUGAUAAGGAGGGGAACAAAGUCUCUCCAAAGCCCUCAACUGUCGUCUUCCCCCAUAAAAAAGCGAAGAAAUCCAGCAUACAAGUAGCUGAUCCAACAGUGAGCACUCCAGAAGGCAGUGGAGCUGCAGAAGCAGAACCCAGCCAGUGGACAUGUAAAGUGUGUUCAUCUGCUUUCCAGGAGCCUCAGCUUUUGACAGAGCACUUGAUGAGUCACCUGGAACAAGCUAAAUGUGCCCCCCAAACCAGCCAAAGUGAGGUUGUUGCAGAUAAAGUAACAGAGGCUCCCCCUGCGGAUCCACCAGUGGUUUGUGAUGCUGCCAGUGCCAGUACAGACUCAAGGAGAAAGGCCAGGCGGGGAAGGAAGAUCAAAACAACAAAAGCAGAAACAGAAGCACCCCUUGUUGCUGAAGAGAAAGAUCCUGCAGUGGAACGUGUAGCUGACACUGCAGCUGAAGUCCCACCAGAAGAAGUGGCUCUGCCAUCAGCUGCAGAAGAGAGGAUAAUGGAAUUGGUUUUAGGAAAGGUGCCUAGCACCACGAAUAGCAUCAGUUCAGUCACAAAUAGGUUUGCUCAUCACCAAAACAGCAUGUCCCUCAAAAGAAGUUUAAUUCUCUCCAGUAGACAUGGUAUACGGCGGAAGCUGAUAAAACAACUUGGGGAGCACAAAAGAGUCUAUCAGUGCAGUAUCUGCAGUAAGAUCUUCCAGAACAGCAGUAACCUCAGCAGGCACAUCCGUUCUCAUGGUGACAAACUAUUUAAAUGUGAGGAAUGCGCAAAGCUGUUCAGCCGUAAGGAGAGCUUAAAGCAGCAUGUUUCAUACAAGCACAGCAGGAAUGAAGUGGACAGUGAGUACAGAUACAAGUGCACAACAUGUGAAAAGGCUUUUCGAAUAGAGAGUGCCUUGGAAUUCCAUAACUGCAGGACAGAUGACAAGACAUUCCAGUGUGAGAUGUGUUUCAGAUUCUUUUCUACAAACAGUAAUCUUUCCAAACACAAGAAAAAGCAUGGAGAUAAGAAGUUUGCAUGUGAAAUCUGCAAUAAGAUGUUCUACAGGAAGGAUGUCAUGCUGGACCAUCAAAGGCGACACCUGGAAGGGGUGAGGCGUGUGAAAAGAGAAGACUUUGAACACAGCACGGAAAACAUGGUUCGCUACAAGAAGGAGCCUUCAGGAUGUCCUGUGUGUGGGAAGGUGUUUUCAUGUAGAAGCAAUAUGAACAAACACCUUCUAACACAUGGAGACAAGAAAUACACCUGUGAAAUCUGUGGACGUAAAUUUUUUAGAGUGGAUGUGUUGAGAGAUCACAUUCAUGUCCAUUUUAAGGAUAUAGCACUAAUGGACGAUCACCAGAGGGAAGAGUUCAUUGGUAAAAUUGGAAUCUCAUCAGAAGAAAAUGAUGACAAUUCUGAUGAAAGUGCAGAUUCUGAGCCUCACAAGUAUAGCUGCAAAAGGUGCCAGUUAACUUUCGGCCGAGGAAAGGAGUACUUGAAGCAUAUAAUGGACGUGCACAAGGAGAAAGGCUAUGGCUGUAGCAUUUGUAAUCGACGCUUUGCCUUGAAGGCCACUUACCAUGCACACAUGGUCAUUCACCGGGAGAACCUACCUGAUCCUAAUGUGCAGAAAUACAUCCAUCCAUGUGAAAUCUGUGGAAGGAUUUUUAACAGUAUAGGGAAUCUGGAAAGACAUAAGCUUAUACAUACAGGUGUAAAAAGUCAUGCUUGUGAGCAAUGUGGCAAAUCAUUUGCUAGGAAAGACAUGUUAAAAGAACACAUGCGGGUCCAUGAUAAUAUCCGAGAAUACUUGUGUGCAGAAUGUGGCAAAGGAAUGAAGACAAAACAUGCACUUCGUCACCACAUGAAACUUCAUAAAGGGAUAAAAGAAUAUGAAUGCAAGGAAUGUCACCGAAAAUUUGCACAGAAAGUCAACAUGCUGAAGCAUUACAAAAGGCACACGGGAAUCAAAGAUUUCAUGUGUGAGCUCUGCGGGAAGACUUUUAGUGAGAGAAAUACAAUGGAAACUCAUAAGUUGAUUCAUACAGUAGGAAAACAGUGGACGUGUUCAGUCUGUGAUAAGAAGUAUGUCACUGAUUACAUGCUCCAGAAACACAUACAGCUCACUCACGAUAAGGUGGAAGCCCAGAGCUGUCAGCUGUGUGGGACAAAGGUUUCUACCAGAGCAUCCAUGAGUCGACAUAUGAGGCGUAAACAUCCAGAGAUUCUUUCAGUGAAGAUUGAUGAUUUAGAGCAGCUGCCAGAGACUACAACCAUUGAUGCCUCUUCAAUUGGGAUUGUUCAGCCGGAAUUAGCCUUGGAACAGGGAGAAUUACCAGAAGGAAAACAGCAUAUGAAAGCUCCUAAGCGUGGCCAGAAACGAAAGCAGAAGUCGGGUGAGGAGGAGGAAACUCAAGUUCCUGAGGACCCUGCCUUCAGUGAAUACACAGAGAAGGAAGCUGAAUUUACAGGAAAUGUUGGAGAUGAGACUAAUUCAGCUGUACAGAGCAUUCAGCAGGUGGUGGUGACCCUUGGUGACCCAAAUGUCACAGCGCCGUCCAGUUCUGUUGGACUGACAAAUAUCACUGUUACCCCCAUUACAACGGCAGCUGGAACGCAAUUCACAAACCUCCAACCAGUGGCUGUGGGCCACCUGACUGCUCCGGAGCGCCAGUUGCAGCUGGACAACUCCAUUCUCACUGUGACGUUUGACACAGUCAGCGGUUCUGCCAUGCUGCACAACCGCCAGAAUGACAUUCAGAUCCAGCCGCAGCCAGAGGCAGCCAAUCCUCAUUCUGUGGCCCAUUUUAUAAAUCUAACCACCUUGGUGAACUCCAUUGCUCCUCUAGGAAACCAGAUCACAGAACAGCAUCCUCUGACGUGGAGGUCGGUGCCUCAAACUGAUGUCUUGCAGCCCGCGGCACAGCCAGCGCAGCAGCAGUCAGGACAGCAACAGGUUCAAGCAGAGCAGCAGCAACAGAUGUAUAGCUACUAAUUUAUACUUUGAAAAUUUGAAGUGGACAGUAGAGACAAAAACACAGGAUGUUUGGAAAAUUUCUGAUAGGAUUAUUUGCUGGAUACCAAACAGAGAUGGGAAAGUGUUUAUACAAUGAAACGUAAGCUAAAGUUGGCAUCGCACCCUACAACACCUGUGAGAAUCUUGAGGUUCUCACAUCAUCUCUAAACCUUGCAAUGUUUUUAAAAGGAAAAAAAAAAAAAAUCAAAACCAAAACCAUCACUAAUUUAGUACCCCUGCUAAAUUGUACUGUGUAUUUUGCACUGUGAAUUUGGGGCAGUAAGAGUGAGAUUUGACAGGAAGCGUCAUAAUACAUCUUAACCAAAGCAGGGAAAUAAUAUGGCACUGGAAAUUCAGAAAGCCUUUUAGCCAUAACAUGACACUUCCUUCCAAGCUGUAAACUUUAUACGAAGACCUCGUUGACAGUGAGCUGGAAUACACUUGUGGUCAGCUGGUAGAGAAUGAAAUGUACACAGAAAUGGGCGGAACAAUAAUUGUUUUCUUUCUCCUUUUGGUCCUUCUAACAAUAUUGGUAUAAUAGGUGGAGGCUGGGACUUGAGGGUGGGGCUGAGUGUGGCGUGGAAAAAAAUAGACCAUUUUCACAAGCAUUUCCAUUUUAGUGAUGGGAAAAGCCCUGUACCCGUAACACUGUUAGUGCUACUUGAACCACAUAGCUGGUCUAAUACUAAAGCAACGUCUGUGGUCUUCUAGUCAAGUCGGAAUCAAAUCAGUUAUGAACUGAAACAAGAAUGUGAUACAGUUUUAUGUAAUUUUAAAGAACUGCUCUUUCAAACUUGCUUUUAGCUAAUAGAUCCGAAGAGUAAUUGGUCCUCUUUGAUCAAGUUCAGGAUGUGAAUUUUUUUUCAAUUAGUCUUCUUUCAUCGUGUAAUAAACAUUUGAGAAAGUAUUCUUUUUUAUAUAUAUACAUAUAUAUAUAUAUAUGCCUUUGUACUUUAUUGUGCAUUUCUGGUGAAUAUUUGUGUGAAGGACACUUAUCAAUAUAAGUCAUUAAUUUUUUCAUCCCUGUAUUGCCCUGUCUCACAGAAAUAAUGCAUGAAUUCUAGUCCAUUCUAUUUCCAACUUUCAGAGCCUCACACAGUUGUGUGAAAUGCAAGACAAAAGAAAGCCUGAAGCAUGCUUGGCCACGUGGAGGCAGCAUGCCCUAGUGUAGAAGGGGCAAGGUUUGCCUGAAUAUUGGAGCUGUAAACUAGGGGGUUGGG